GGACAGCCAUUAAGAAGAGAAGAGAAGAGAAGAGGAGGUCAUGGCUGCUUCUUCAUCAUCAUCGCCAUCGUCAGAGCUUCUUCUUCUUCUUCCUUUUUAGUUCAGAAUCUUGAUUCUUCCUCUCUUCUCCUCCCAAAUCCCAAUCUGAAUCUCAUGGCGGAAGAAGCGGCGGCGGCGGCGGAAGCUAAGCGACGAAUCAAAAUCGAAUCUUGCUUCUGAUAUCUUCUUCUUCUUCAUGCAUCACCGGAGUCAACGUUGGAAGAGUAUUCAGGAUCACGCAUGGCUUCGUCUUCCUCGUCGGCGUCGAGCCCUCAGCAGUACCGGUCACGGUUCGGCGACACCACGUGGACCAAGGUUUUCGUCGGCGGCCUCGCCUGGGAGACUCCCACCGAGGAGCUUCGCCGCCACUUCGAGCCUUUCGGCGACAUCCUCGAGGCCGUCAUCAUCUCCGACAAGGCCACCGGCCGUUCCAAAGGCUACGGCUUCGUGACGUUUCGCGACCCGGAAGCGGCGCAGCGGGCGGUGGCGGACCAGAACCCGGUGAUCGACGGCCGGCGAGCCAACUGCAACAUUGCCUCCAUGGGCAGGCCGAGAACCUCUCCGAGACAGCAAGGGAGGAUCCAGCAAGAAGGGAGCAUGCCACAGGGCGUGGGGCCGACCCAUGGCAGAGUGCCAGCUCACGUGGCCCCACAAGUUAUCUACCCGACUCCCUACGGGUACAUGGCGUCGUACCCUUCUGAGUAUGGAUACCAACAAGCUGCAAUGUACACCUCUCAAAUGGCAGCAGCACCCUACUACUACCCGCAGCUCUACGGACCAACCUCACCAACAAACGUUGGCUCUUCGCCCUAUCAACCCCAUUACCCUAAUCUGGGUUUAGGGUUCCCCAUGCAGUCUCAGAGGGCAGCAGCUUUCCCUCCCCUGCAGGCACCACCAGGCCCAAGGCCACCUUUAAUGCAGCACCCUGCCCCUCACAUGGAAGGCUUGCCCAUGCCUUCCUCUUCCCACAAUUACUUCUUCCAACUCCAUGCCCCACAACAUGCAAUGCCACCCCUGAACUCAACACUGGAUUCACAAGCUCAACAUGAACCCUCCUCCACAAGUGGAGCAGACACUGAUAACCAAGAUGUUUAAAGCAUGCAUGACUUCUCCUUCCUGCUCAUCAUCCAACUUUGAUUGAUUUCACAAAGAAUAAGCUGUGACAAAGCUCAAACAUUCAGCUUGUUUAUUCAUUAUUUGGAAAUAUUUCAAGGGUGACUGAGUUCACUGAUCAAAGCUAGCUACUUUGUUGGGGAGCCCUCCUCCUUUGUGAUGAGCACUAAUUGACUUCAAACUCUUUUGAUUCUGAUUUAUUUUUUUUCUUCUCAUUCUCAUUAUUUUUUUUUUUGUAAGACAUCAUUUUCUGUGCAUCUUUAAUUGAUCUCAAUCUUAAUUAUCAAUAUUGCUUUCUGUUUUCUGA
This is a messenger RNA of Zingiber officinale, 1459 nucleotides long. Its product is annotated as RNA-binding protein 38-like. The record is from RefSeq and is a predicted model, not a curated record. NCBI's taxonomy places the organism in Eukaryota, Viridiplantae, Streptophyta, Magnoliopsida, Zingiberales, Zingiberaceae. Gene Ontology annotation, molecular function: RNA binding. The coding region runs from base 280 to 1134 and encodes 284 amino acids. The transcript is spliced from 6 exons.